Molecule: messenger RNA, 975 nt
Organism: Helianthus annuus (common sunflower)
Lineage: Eukaryota; Viridiplantae; Streptophyta; Magnoliopsida; Asterales; Asteraceae
Product: transcription factor bHLH106
Exons: 2
Coding region: 39-755 (238 amino acids)
Biological process (GO): regulation of DNA-templated transcription
Molecular function (GO): DNA-binding transcription factor activity; protein dimerization activity
Source: RefSeq, a predicted model, not a curated record
AUUCAUUCAUAAAACACACACACCACUCCCCACUAAACAUGCAUUCACAUCUUCUCCAUCACCACACCACCACCACCACCGGAAACAACCACUUUCCACCACACAUGCUGCUCCAAGCUCUUUCUUCUUCCUAUACGACAACUACUAACAAUCCAUCACCGUUACUAGAUCAACACACUUUCAGUGACUCGUUUACGACGGACUCAUCACGAUCCUUUUCUUCGUCUUCAGCUUCGAUUAAUCACAAAGAGGCCGAGAAACGCCGAAGAGAGCGAAUUAAUUUUCAUCUUAAUCGGCUUCGAACUAUUCUUCCUUGCAAUUCCAAAACAGAUAAAGCAUCUCUACUAGCAAAAGUGGUUGAAAGAUUAAGGGAGCUAAAACAAACAACCUCCGAAAUGGAUCACCAUGAAAGUAUACCUUCAGAAACCGAUGAAAUCACGGUGAUCUCGUCAAAAAGCAAUGUAAACGAUAAAAGGAUCAUCAUAAAAGCUUCAAUGUGUUGCGAAGACCGAUCGGAUCUUCUUGCGGAUAUGAUCCAAACAGUAACUUCAUUGCAACUGAGUCCGGUUAGGGUGGAGAUGGUUGCGGUUGGUGGGCGAAUACGCAACAUUAUAUUGGUGGAAUGUGAUUGUGAAAGAGAUGAUUGUGGUAUGUUGGUUCAAUGUGUGAGGGAGGCCUUGAGUUGCUUGGUUACAAGUAAUUUGGGUUCAAAUCAGUCGUCGAAACGAAGAAGGAUGAUGGUUUGUGCACGAUGAUUGAUCUAAGCUUGUGGAUCAUGGUCGGUUUAGUUGAGUUUAGUUGUGUUUGUAACAUAACAUUUGAUUUCAAACUUGGAGUUCUGGUAUGUAGUUAGUGCUAAAAUUCAAACUUGUUUCGUUAACAUGUUUAAAAGAUUACAAGCAUAGUGUUUUUCUCUAUUCAAACGCAAUUGAGUUCAUAAUACAUAUUGUAUAUACAUAAUAUAUCUUUAAAUCA